GAGUGUCUGAGAGCCGUUGGCUGCUCUGAACCGUUUUGGCUCUUUCCCUUAGUAACAGCUUUAACAUUCUGCCUCAAUUCCUCUUCAAUCUAAAUCACACACUCACAUACGCGCUCACACACAUACACACACGCGGAGAGAUUACUUUCCCCCCCCUCCAUCUCCUCCUUCCUUGGGACUGAAAUCUGUGAUCUCUUCCCCCCACCCCCUCCCAUCAACCUUUCCACCCCCCUUUUUUAAACCCCCACCUCCCCCAACACACACCUCACCCGGGCUUGGGAUAUAAUUGAAUAUCUUUGCAUUCUUGGGUGGCUAUUCGCGAUCGGUGAAUUUUUGGUGUUUUUUGUUGUUUUUCCUUCCAAAUCGUCGCCUGGUUUGCUGCAUUCGCGAUUGCAAAUAAAUAUAUACACAUCAUAAGAGGAAGGAAGGAAGGAAGGAAGAAGGUGCAUUUCUAUCCCCCCCCUUUCCCCUCCUCUCUUUUGCUUCCAUUGCAAAAAAAAAGAGAGAGGGGGGUGGAGAACAGACUCCUUAAGCCAUUGCAAGUACCAUCUUUCUGCAUCCGCAGCCUCCUGUCAGGAAACCUUCCGCCCAUCAAUGCACUGCCAAUGGGUUGUAUCCUUCGUUGUGACCUCAUGGUUUAAGCGGGCAUAAAGAUGAGUAUAAGCAGUGAUGAGGUCAACUUCCUCGUAUAUAGAUACUUGCAAGAGUCCGGGUUUUCUCAUUCAGCAUUCACCUUUGGUAUUGAGAGCCAUAUCAGCCAGUCAAACAUCAACGGUGCUCUGGUGCCCCCAGCUGCUUUGAUCUCCAUCAUCCAGAAAGGCCUGCAGUAUGUAGAGGCGGAAGUCAGUAUUAAUGAGGAUGGUACUUUAUUUGAUGGCCGGCCGAUAGAGUCUCUCUCGCUGAUAGACGCCGUAAUGCCAGAUGUGGUGCAGACGAGACAGCAGGCCUAUAGAGACAAGCUUGCACAGCAACAGGCAGCAGCUGCAGCCGCCGCGGCUCCUCCCAAUCAGCAGGGGUCGACGAAAAACGGGGAAAACACCGCAAACGGGGAAGAGAAUGGAGCCCACACCAUAGCAAAUAAUCACACAGAUUUGAUGGAAGUGGAUGGUGAUGUUGAAAUCCCUCCUAACAAAGCGGUGGUGCUGCGCGGCCACGAAUCCGAAGUGUUCAUCUGCGCUUGGAACCCCGUUAGUGACCUUCUGGCCUCAGGAUCGGGAGAUUCAACGGCAAGAAUAUGGAACCUUAGUGAGAACAGUACCAGCGGGUCCACGCAGCUGGUCCUCCGGCACUGUAUACGAGAAGGGGGCCAAGAUGUACCGAGCAACAAAGACGUGACAUCCUUGGAUUGGAAUAGUGAAGGUACGCUUCUAGCAACGGGGUCAUAUGAUGGAUUUGCAAGGAUAUGGACUAAAGAUGGUAACCUCGCCAGCACAUUAGGGCAACAUAAAGGUCCCAUAUUUGCAUUAAAAUGGAACAAGAAAGGCAAUUUCAUUUUAAGUGCAGGCGUGGACAAGACCACAAUUAUCUGGGACGCACACACCGGAGAAGCUAAGCAGCAGUUUCCUUUUCAUUCUGCACCAGCGUUAGAUGUUGACUGGCAGAGCAACAACACGUUUGCCUCCUGUAGCACAGACAUGUGCAUUCAUGUCUGCAAGUUAGGCCAAGAUAAGCCCAUCAAAACCUUCCAGGGCCACACGAAUGAAGUAAACGCAAUCAAAUGGGAUCCCACCGGGAAUCUUCUGGCCUCGUGUUCUGACGACAUGACUUUGAAGAUCUGGAGUAUGAAACAGGAUAGUUGUGUCCACGAUCUACAAGCACAUAACAAAGAAAUUUAUACUAUCAAGUGGAGUCCUACAGGGCCUGGAACAAACAACCCUAAUGCCAAUCUUAUGUUAGCCAGUGCAUCCUUUGACUCUACAGUUCGGUUAUGGGAUGUAGACAGAGGGAUCUGCAUCCACACUUUGACGAAACAUCAAGAACCCGUGUACAGUGUAGCUUUCAGCCCUGAUGGCAGGUACCUGGCCAGUGGCUCCUUCGACAAAUGUGUACACAUCUGGAAUACGCAGACGGGUGCUUUAGUUCAUAGUUAUCGGGGAACAGGAGGCAUUUUCGAGGUUUGCUGGAAUGCAGCAGGAGACAAAGUUGGAGCAAGCGCUUCAGAUGGUUCAGUUUGCGUACUAGACCUCCGGAAAUAGCGCUACUAGUUGGAAGCCAUGGACCGACUAUGAAUGUGUACAUAGCCAAAAUGACUGUCCCCUUGACCCAUGUACUGCUAUAGUCCCAACUGAACCAUGGCCAGUCCACUACAGCCAAACCCGAAAGAAUUAUAUACAUAUACUGUAUAUUAAAAAAAGCAAAUUUUU
Heteronotia binoei (common prickly gecko) is the source of this 2363-nucleotide messenger RNA. RefSeq names its product TBL1X/Y related 1 (gene TBL1XR1). The transcript has 16 exons. The coding region runs from base 654 to 2195 and encodes 513 amino acids. Lineage: Eukaryota; Metazoa; Chordata; Lepidosauria; Squamata; Gekkonidae. Gene Ontology annotation, biological process: regulation of transcription by RNA polymerase II. Gene Ontology annotation, cellular component: histone deacetylase complex. The record is from RefSeq and is a predicted model, not a curated record. Gene Ontology annotation, molecular function: transcription corepressor activity; protein binding.